Messenger RNA from Penicillium brasilianum, 2241 nucleotides. The record is from the annotation of a GenBank genome assembly. NCBI's taxonomy places the organism in Eukaryota, Fungi, Ascomycota, Eurotiomycetes, Eurotiales, Aspergillaceae.
AUGCGCUCCCGAACCGGCUGCUUGACAUGUCGGACUCGCAAGCUCAAAUGUGACGAGCAGAAACCGGUUUGCGCACAAUGUCGCAAAGGUGGCCGAGAAUGUCGGCCCAGCGAGGGCAUCGUCUUUCGCCAUCAGCAGAAUGCGUCGAUGAACAAUAGCGAGCAACAGACACCAGAAGGCCGGGGGGAUUUGAAGGGGUUCUACUCAUAUAAGAACACAUUUGACAAGGAUAGUGUGUGGUUGGCGGUUCCGAAACAUGUUAUAUUUGUCGAUAAUUCCGACCCGUACGCCGAAGAUCUCGAGAUCGCAGAGUCCAGUGCGAUCGCGCUGGCCCAGGCCCGCAAUGCGCGAUGGGGCAGUGGCUCUAGGACUAGCGAUGCAGACUCACAUGGCUUGGAGGCCCUGUCUGCAGUCGCAAGCCACGAUCGCUUCCCAUACUCACCCAUGGCCCAGUCCGUCUCCGACAGCCUCUCAUAUCCUUCUCCGAACCAUCCGCGAAGCAGUGCCAUGCCUCCUCCCGCAUCGCCAUCUAUCUCCAUAUCCGCCAGUAGCAAUAACACAAAUAUCAACUUUCUCCUGAACCCAUCACACUCGCUAUCGCCCGUCGACCCAUCGAUGACUCCCGAUCAAAGAAGCGCCUCGCUACCAUCACGCCCGGCCACGUUAUCAAGGUCUGUUGCGGAAAAAAAUAUGGAUAGCCAUGCCGAGACGGACUGGGAGAUCGCAUUUCUGUUGCGCCAUUAUACCGAAGGGCCAGGGUUAUGGAUGGAUUUGUUUGACCUCGGUACAUAUUUUGCAUCAUGCGUCCCAGUGCGUGCGAGGUCGAACCCCCUUCUCAAAUACGCCGCAUGCGCAUAUGCGGCAAAGCAAUUAGGUCGAGUCAAGGGCGCAAAGGCCAAGAUGGGCGGCGUAUGCUCUCGGCAAGCGAUCAUGGAGGUAUGGCACGAUAAAGACACUGAUUUUGCUUGGCUCGGGGCGAAGUAUUAUGAAAAGGCUAUUCAGCUGUUGAUGAAAGAGCUUCAACCCGAUGCAGAGGCUCCGCCUCCACUAAGCACGCCAGAGGCGUUUGGACAGUGGCAGGCGAACGAGCUUUGCGAUGACACAGAAUAUCCGCGUAAAAGACGGCGACGGGUCUCCAAUAGUAGACUAUCGCGGGGAGUUCACUCGGAUGAAAUAUUGGCGGCGACGGCAAUCUUGUCAGUCUAUGAAUUUCUCGAUGCAACGGGUCCUGCAUGGAGUCGCCAUUUGAGUGGAGUCAAGUCUCUGCUAGAUGUCACUGAAGUGGGGAUUAUGCCACUAGAGCACCAUUCAUCGGAGGGAGACAGUCCAUAUCAGUAUAGGAAGUCUCGUCUCUCCAGAGCACGGAAGGCGGCGUUCUGGAAUUUUGCCCGACAGGACUAUCUGGCUGCAUUCAUCAAUGAGUGCCACACAAGGCUGAACACAGAAGACAUCGUGCUGUGGACUGAAGCCGGGUUGCUGAUUGACCAAAUGGGCUUCGUGCAGCCCAGCAACUUGGGUGAAGCAGGGUACCCGGAGGGCAACGACGUAAUGAAAGAAGACCAGAUUUGCAACGCGCUGGUUUGGAUCAUGUCGAAGAUCGUCAACCACAUUAGCUCAGGUGACAACCUCAAUACGAACGACACCAGGUCUGUAGAUAGUGGGCCCCUCGGUGUCUCCCAACAGGCCAUGCUUGAACGAUGGUACAGACUCGAGGCUGAGCUGGACACAUGGUACAGCGGUCUGCCAGACACAUUUAAGCCUUGCGUGCGGAUCGACCCGUCCCGCAUCGCCCAUUACCGCCCUGUCGAAGAAGCAAAGGACCUCACGACACUGCAAGAAAUCUGGCACAGCAUACCAAUGUGUGCAUCCAGCAUGCAGCACUACCACAUGGCUCGUAUCCUGCUGUUAAUCAACAAACCGCACGAAUCGACUUCCCGGCGGAGCACUAUCACAUUGCGGCUGCAGUCGUAUCGGUCCAUCGAGGCCGAAAUCGGAUUCCAUAGUCGCGAGAUCUUGGGAAUCGGGCUGGCGCGGCCGGACGGUGGCGUCAGAAUCAAUUCUUUGCAGCCGCUCUUUGUUGCAGGCCAGUGCCUGACCGAUGCGCGCGAGCGUCGCACGGCGAUUCGAUUGCUGCGUGCAAUCGAGGCGGACCUGGGAUGGGCGACCGAGUAUCGGGUGCAACAGCUGCUGAAAGAAUGGGGGUGGGAGGAGAGUUUCCCGCACUCAAUGGCAGGGACUUGA